AUGGGGUGGUCAGCUCCUAUUAUACCUAUGCUUCAGGAUCCUAAGCAAAGUCCUUUGCCAACCGUUAUAACAGAUUUGGAAAUGUCAUGGAUUGGGUCUUUGUUAUAUGUUGGGGCUAUUAUUGGCCCAUACAUUCCCAGUUAUCUGUCAAAUAUAAUUGGUAGAAAACCGUGUUUAUAUCUUGGUGGAUUUGUGCAUUUGAUUGCAAUAAUACUUAUAGUGCUUACUAAAAACCUUGCGACGGUGUAUGCGGUUAGAAUAAUAAGUGGCUUGGGAAUGGGAAUGGUCACAGUCAGCAAUCUCGUCUACGUUGGAGAAAUUGCUUCAACAAACAUACGUGGCAUCUUCCUAACAUCCGUUGGUAUAGUGGGUAUUUCUGGCACCUUAUUUGCGUCCAUUGUUGGCUCGGCCGUAUCUUACAGAUCGACCGGUUAUAUAGCUCUUAUUAUAAAUAUUACAUACAAUAUUUGUAUUAUAUUUAUACCAGAGUCGCCUGUGUAUUACGCAAUAAGAGGUAAUGAAAUGGAGGCUAAGAAUACUCUGAGAUUACUAGGACGUGUCGAUGAUUUAGAUAACGUCUUCGAAUCGGUUAAAGGAAUUAGCCCCACAGAGGGGUAUAGCUGGAAAGCGUGGAUCAAAAUAUUCACAGUGAAAGCGAACAGGCAUUCUCUUUUCAUUACACUAAGUUUGUUUACUUUGCAACAGUUGAGUGGAGUUGCCACAGUUUUAUUUUUUACUACUACUAUUUUUGAAAGUGCCGGAUCCUCUGUACCACCAUAUCUAGCAACCAUUAUAAUAUCUGUUACAAGAUUUCUGGCAAGUUUAAUUGCGCCUUUUUUUGUUGAGAGGGCGGGACGAAGGAUGUUGCUGCUUGUGUCUACAGCUUUUUGUGCUUUAAGUUUGUCGGUCCUGGGAACGUUUCGGAACUAUGCCCGGUACGUUAGUAGGAGAAAUGUUUCGAGGCAAUGCAAGGAGUACUGGUUCUGCUGUAUCUAUUACAGUUUCUUGGUUGUGUACUUGGGGCAAAUAAUGUUAGGUUACACGCUAAGUUGGUCGGGGCCUAUAAUACCCAAACUACAGAAUCUCGAAGAAUCACCACUUCCAUAUUUGUUAACGGAGACACAACUGUCUUUAGUAGGCUCUUUGGCAUAUGCUGGGCCUAUACCAGCCUACAUCGGCGUAGCUUUGUCAAUUUUAUUUACCGUGGCGGUUUUAUCAAUACCUGAAUCACCCUUGUUUUUUGUUUUAAAAGACAAAGAAGAUAAAGCUAUCAACAAUUUGCUAAAACUAGGAAGGAUGGACGAAAGAGAUAAAUUACUGGAUACAAAAAAGGAAUUUAAAUCAACAAACGAUAAAAUGGAUUGGAUUGAACUCUUUAAAUUAAGAACAAACAAAAAAGCUUUAUUUGCAGUGAUAAUUCUAAACACUUUGCAACAGUUUAGUGGGGGAUUGGCAAUUUUGUUUUUCUCUGCAUCUAUAUUUGAAAUGGCUGGAUCUAUGAUAAAUUCUAAUAUAUCAAUGAUUGCUAUUGGAUGUAUUCAACUAAUAGGAAGCAUUUUAUCGCCUAUUUUAAUUAGUAGAACUGGAACAAAAAAAUUAUUACUUAUAUCAACUUUUGUCUGUUCUGUGACUAUGUUUUUUAUGGGCUUAUAUUUUUAUCUACAAUACUUAGAAGUAUCCGGAAUAAGCCAAGUUCAAUGGAUACCUUUGGCAAUAUUCACUAUACAUUUCAUCGGCUAUGAAUGUGGAUUUGGCAUUUUACCACUCACCUUGAUUGGAGAAAUGUUUACAAUAAACGUUAGAAGCAAAGGUUCAGCUGUGGUUUUAAGCAUUGCGUGGGUUUUUGGGUUUUUAAUAUCUACGGCUUUUGGGUCCGUGGUCAAGUUCUUAGGAGCUUAUGUAAUGUUUUGGUUUUUCUCUUUAUCAUGCGUAUGCGCAUUUGUAUUUACAAUAUUUUGUAUACCAGAAACGAAAGGAAAAUCAUUAUUAGAAAUUCAACAGUUUUUGGGGAAAAAAAUU
This is a messenger RNA of Brenthis ino (lesser marbled fritillary), 2019 nucleotides long. NCBI's taxonomy places the organism in Eukaryota, Metazoa, Arthropoda, Insecta, Lepidoptera, Nymphalidae. The record is from the annotation of a GenBank genome assembly.